UGAGGGGGCGCGCGCACGAGCCGCGAGCAAGAAACCGCGCGUGUGCGAAAAAUAAAUAUUGUUUCACUUUCACUAACAAGCCUCCGUCGUCUCGACGGUGCCGCCGCGUCCAAAACGAUUCAAAAACAGCGGAGGGGGAAAAAAAGCGCGGCGUCAUGGCGAUGAAGUACCCGGAUGCACGGAGAGACGAGACCACGGUGGACGACUACCAUGGAAGGAAGAUCUGCGAUCCCUACAGGUGGCUGGAGGACCCUGAUGACGCAGAAACGAUAGCCUUUGUUGAGGAGCAGAACAAAGUGACCAUGCCGUACCUGGAGCAGUGUGCUGUUCGCCCUCAGUUCCAUCAGCGGCUCACUGAGCUCUAUGACUACCCCAAAUACAGCUGCCCCUACAAAAGAGGGAAGAGGUACUUCUACUUCCACAACAAAGGUCUCCAGAACCAAGACGUGCUCUACGUGCAGGACUCUCUGGAUGGAGCAGCCACUGUAUUCUUUGACCCCAAUAAACUGUCUGAAGACGGCACGGUGGCGCUGAAGAUGGGCCGUCUCUCGGAGGAGUGUGAAUACUUUGCGUACGGUCUGAGCAGCAGCGGUUCUGACUGGGUGACGGUGAGUUUCAUGAAGGCGGACGAUCUCACUCCGCUGCCCGAUGUGCUGGAGAGGGUGAAGUUCAGCUGCUUGGCCUGGACUCACGAUGCCAAGGGCAUCUUUUACAACUGCUACCCGCGGCAGGAAGGCAAAAGUGACGGCACAGAGACCACCUGCAACGUCAAUCAGAAGCUCUUCUACCACGUCAUCGGCACCAAGCAGUCAGAAGACAUCCUGGUUGCCGAGUUCCCCGAACAUCCCAAGUGGCACAGCUCAGUAACCAUAUCCGAUGACGGCCGAUACGCUGUGCUGUCCAUCACUGAGGGCUGUGAACCCGUCAACCAGCUGUGGUACUGUGACCUUCAGCAGCUCCCUGGUGGCGUCGCAGGUCUCCUGCCAUGGGUCAAACUCGUAGACAACUUUGAUGCCCAGUACUCGUACGUCACCAAUGAGGGAACAGUGUUCACAUUCCGCUCCAACUUGGACGCUCCUCGGUACGCUCUGAUCAACGUCGACAUCCAGAAACCAGACAGCUGGACGACCCUCAUUCCGCAGCACGACAAGGAUGUCCUGGGCUUUGUCUCCUGUGUGAACCAGCACCACCUGGUGGUCAACUACGUCCACGACGUGAAGGACGUCCUCCAGCUGUGUGAGCUGUCCACAGGCCGGCUGGUCAGGGACCUGCCGCUGGAUGUCGGCACGGUGGCCGGAGUGAGCUGCAAGAAGGCACAUUCUGAACUGUUCUACAAGUUCACCUCCUUCACGACACCCGGUGUCAUUUACCACUGUGAUUUGAGGGAGUCCGACCCGCAGCCCAGCGUGUUCAGGGAGGUGGAGUUGAAAGGCAUCAAGCAAGAAGAAUACGAGAUCAACCAGGUAUUUUAUCCAAGUAAAGAUGGAACCAAGAUCCCCAUGUUCUUAGUUCACGCCAAGGGCCUCAAGAAGGAUGCCUCUCACCCGGUGUUCCUUUAUGGCUAUGGGGGCUUUGAGGCUUCCAUACAACCAUACUACAAUGUUGCAUACCUGCUGUAUGUGAGACACCUGGGAGGCAUCCUGGCCGUGGCAAACAUCAGAGGGGGUGGAGAGUACGGGCUCACCUGGCACAAAGCCGGCACGUUGGGGAACAAGCAGAACUGCUUUGACGACUUCCAGUGUGCAGCAGAGUACCUGGUGCAGGAGAAAUACACCACAGCCGGCCGCAUCGCGAUCAACGGCGCCUCCAACGGCGGCCUGCUAGUGGCGGCAUGCGUGAACCAGCGUCCAGACCUGUUCGGCUGUGCUGUGGCAGAAGUGGGGGUGAUGGAUAUGCUCAAGUUCCACAAAUUCACCAUCGGCCACGCGUGGACCACCGACUACGGCUGUUCUGACGACCCGGAGCAGUUUGAGUGGCUCAUCAAGUAUUCCCCUCUGCAUAAUGUGCCGCAGCCACCUUACUCCGGCCCCCCCUACCCAGCCGUCCUGCUUCUGACUGCAGAUCACGAUGACCGCGUGGUGCCUCUCCACACCCUCAAGUACUGUGCGGCGCUGCAGCACGGAGUAGGCAGCAGCUCCGUGCAGCGGCAGCCUCUGCUGGUCAGGGUGGACACCCGCAGUGGGCACGGUGCAGGGAAACCCACCAGCAAGGCCAUCUUGGAGGACACGCACAUCUUCUCCUUCAUCGCCGAGACACUGGGGCUGAGCUGGAUCGAUUGAAGAGAGAGAACGGUGUCACGGGUGUUUUUGGGAAAACACACAGUCCUGUUGGAGAAAGAAACAUGAUCUGGUAAAGAAUCUUAGAUACUGUCUGAUGUGCUACAAUAAAGAAGUUUUCAUUAGUU
Gasterosteus aculeatus aculeatus (three-spined stickleback) is the source of this 2404-nucleotide messenger RNA. RefSeq names its product prolyl endopeptidase. Gene Ontology annotation, molecular function: serine-type endopeptidase activity; oligopeptidase activity. Gene Ontology annotation, cellular component: cytosol. Lineage: Eukaryota; Metazoa; Chordata; Actinopteri; Perciformes; Gasterosteidae. Gene Ontology annotation, biological process: proteolysis. The record is from RefSeq and is a predicted model, not a curated record.